UCAUUAUGGCGUCCUUCCUUAGCCUGCCUUUGCCUUUUUCUUUGAAAGUUGAACGUGAACGAAGCGUAAAUUGACAAAGAGUAUGUAAUCACUAGAACGUUUUACAAAUUGUAAAAUCAGCUGGAACGCAUCGGUAAAUUAUUCGGAGUGAUUUUAAGGUCGCUUCAAAAAUGGCGAACUCGAACAAAUUACAAGAACUCGUGAAGCAUAUUGUGAACGGGACUUUUGAAGAUAAUAUUUGUGGGAUUUGUCUGCAGCCUUUGGAAGAUCUUUACCAGUAUAGUUGUACCAAGAUUUGUACUGAGGAUUCGUCAUAUUGUAUAGCAGAUGUUCUGGAUCAAGUUUGUAAUAUAAAGAUGUCAUCUACUGAUGAAUAUAAAAUAUGUGCCACCUGUUUCAUAGCUGCUACACAGGUGUACAAGUUCUACCUAACAUCAAGAAGAAGCCAACAAAUCAUAGAAUUUUAUGUAAAUCAAAUUAGCAAUCAACUAAUUUCCACUUCAGAUUUAACCUCUGACUCUCUGUGCAUAACUCUACCCAAUGUAUCACAUAAUGCAAUAAAUUGUGAUAUUGAUAUAAAUAAAUUUCCAUUUAAAAGAAUGCAAAAGAAAACUAACAUUAAUAAUUUCAUUGAAAAAACAAGUAAUGUGAUAAAAAUAGAACCCAAAGAAAUUAAUAUGGAAUUUGAUGACUUAGUUAUGAUAUUAAAUGAAAAUGGUGAACCAAAAUUUUAUAAGCCGCAAGAAAAUGGAACUUUGGCUCUUGUAGAUAGUGGGAAUGUGUGUAUAAAAGACUAUUUGAGUCAAAUACCAGAUUGCAAAGUUAACAAGUUAAACAUAUUACCAGAUUCCAAUGUUAACAAGACAAAUGUAUUACCGGAUUCCAAUGUUAACAAGACAAAAGUAUUACUGGAUUCCAAAGUAAAGUUUAGUCAGUUGUCGAAUUCCAAUAUUAAUAAGUUGUGUGUGUUACGGGAUUCUGAAGUUAAGAAGAAAAAAUGUCGGAAACGGAAUCCAAUGGAAUACAGACAGUGCAGCCAAUGUCCUGUGCGGUACAGGUUUGUGAGGAAACUGAAGGAACAUAUGAAGGAGGCACAUGGAAUUGACCUAUUUAUUUGCCAGGUAUGCCAAGCACUAACAGAAGAUGAAAUUGAAUAUAACAAUCACCUUCAAACCCAUUCAGGCUUACACACAUGCUCUAUAUGCAACAUGGUGUUUAAAAAACGGGAGACCAUCAUAUCCCAUUUGAAAUGGCACGAGGAGUUGCGGGUCUUGACUCAGUCUGAUGGUGCUCAUGUUUGUGAAGUAUGUGGACUGCUUUUUAGAGAUGGAGAGGAUUUGAAGGAGCACUAUGAGAAGAGGCACGUGAAGAGGUUCACAUGUUACUACUGUGGACGGAUGUAUAAAGGGCAGCUGAGCUUUGACUUGCACAUCAAGAAACAUGAAAUUAAUAAUGAUAUGAAACAAAAUCAAACCAAAAUAUCGAAGCCCGAACCGCCGAAGAAGAAAAAACGCAACUUCACUUGCGCCACGUGCGGACGAGACUUUGUGGACGAGCGAGCUCUGUUGUGGCACGAGAGACUACAUACCAACGAGAGGCCCUAUGCUUGUGAUGUGUGCGGGCGCGGCUUCGUGUCGCUCAACAGGAGGAACCAGCACGCGGUGUGCGCGCACACGGCGCCCGCGCGUCGCUGCCCGCUGUGCCCCGCGCUGUUCCAUCUACGCUCUAUGGUCAACACGCACAUCAAAAAGGUCCACCUAAAAGCCCAUAAGCGGCCAAACCGGGUCAGCAAACAUCUUAACGUAUUCUGGAAAACGGAACCCGUGCCGAUACAAGAGCUGAGCGUCUCCAUACAAAACGAAAUUCUCGAACUGCAAGCAGCGCAGACUGAAGCCAGACAGAUUCCCACAUGGAAAAGUCCAGACAUCCCAAAUGUUUACAAAUGACAUCCAGGAAAGAGGCCACAAUUUAGGAUAAUAUUAUAUUUAUUUUAUAAAAUACUAAUAUUGUAAUAAUAGGUAUAUUAUAUAAGUGAUAAAUAAGUAUUGUACAUCUUUUUACUUUUAAACGACAAAACCUAAUCAGUUUUGCUAUCCUGCCAAAUUGAUAUAAAAGAUAUGGAAUAAAGACGGUAUUUAUUAAUUUUAUUUUUCAUGUACCAAAAUUAUUAUUCAAAAGCGUAGGCUAUGCUCAAAAAUAAAGUGAAGUGUUAUAAUUGAAGACUGUCUAUUAAUU
This is a messenger RNA of Maniola jurtina (meadow brown), 2235 nucleotides long. Its product is annotated as zinc finger protein 287-like. The coding region runs from base 171 to 1946 and encodes 591 amino acids. The transcript has 9 exons. Lineage: Eukaryota; Metazoa; Arthropoda; Insecta; Lepidoptera; Nymphalidae. The record is from RefSeq and is a predicted model, not a curated record. Gene Ontology annotation, molecular function: RNA polymerase II transcription regulatory region sequence-specific DNA binding; DNA-binding transcription factor activity, RNA polymerase II-specific. Gene Ontology annotation, biological process: regulation of transcription by RNA polymerase II. Gene Ontology annotation, cellular component: nucleus.